This is a messenger RNA of Cuscuta campestris, 1853 nucleotides long. The record is from the annotation of a GenBank genome assembly. Lineage: Eukaryota; Viridiplantae; Streptophyta; Magnoliopsida; Solanales; Convolvulaceae.
CAAUUUUCCAUUUCUUACCCUUCUUUUUUUUCGGUUUUCAAGCCAUCUGCGAGAGAGGAAGUCUGCUGCGUCUCUCUGUGAUUUUCUUCACGGUAAGGAACUGGAAGUUUGUCUCUCUUUCUCUCUACGAUUUCCCUCAAGGCACCAGUGUUAGAUUAUAGCUCCUUGUCAUAACAAAAACAUCCAAGGAUCUCAAAGUGAGAAUGAAAACACCAAUGACAACAAAGGUGGAAGGAUUAUUUGGUCAAAAGAAUCGGUUUACAUCCCUUGUGAUCUUUGUAUUAAACACGUUGAAAAGAGUAAGGGGAAAAAUGGCGGUGUUACUUCUCAAAGGUUAAAUUGGAAGAAGAUUGAAUGUGAUUUCCAAAAAGAAGCUAAGCUAUCUUGGGAUAAACCGAAGUUGAAAUCUAAGAUUGAUUGGUUGAGAGCAAGGUGGGUUGUUUGGAAAGAACUUAAGAGAAGAGCUACAGGAUUGGGAUGGGAUCAUAUAAAAGGGACUAUUGAUGCUUCUGCCGAAUGGUGGGCUCUAAAAAUCCAGGUAUGGACACUACAAAAAUGAAAACCACACUUCUCUUAUUGUUAGCAUAUUUAAAAGAGGAGGAUGAAUUCAGUGAUAUGAUCUCUUGUGUAGCGGGUUACAUGACUUGUGUUUGUGCGGAUCAUAUACCUAGAGAGCGAUGUAUGACUUCAUAUUUAACAGGUGAACGAUGAGUAAAUGAGUUAUUGAGUGGUCAUGAAAAACGAUGUUUUAAUGCAUUGAGAAUGAACCAACUUACAUUUCGUGAAUUAUGUCAACAGUUAGAGGUGAAAUAUGGCUUAAAAUCAUCAAAUAGGAUAUCCGUUUUAGAGAAAGUUGCUUUGUUUGUAUUUGUAUUGAGCAAGGGUGCGUCUAAUAGAGAUACACAAGAGCGUUUUCAACAUUCUGGAGAAACCGUGAGUAGAAUUUUCAAAGAAGUUUUGAAAGCAAUGGACGGAUUUUCAAGAGAUCUAAUUCAACCUAAAGACCCUGAGUUCAAGAGCAUUCCACCACAAAUUGUCAAUGAUGAUAGAUAUAUGCCACAUUUCAAGGUAUAACGACAUUAUAUUAUAAAUGCGACUAUUUAAACUACUAACAAUAUCAAUUUUAUGUAUUCAAUAAGAUUGUAUAGGAGUUAUUGAUGGUACUCACAUCGAAAUAACUAUUCCUGAAGACGAGCAAUUACGUUAUAGAGGAAGGAAGGGAAUACCAACUACGAAUGUAUUAGCAGUGUGUGACUUUGAUAUGUUAUUCACAUACGUUUUAAGCGGUUGGGAGGGAUCAGCACACGACUCCCGAAUUUUCCUUGACACUAUCAACAAUGCAAGUCUCAAUUUUCCACAUCCACCUCAAGGUAAGUAUUAUUUAGUGGAUAAAGGAUUCCCGGAAAGAGUUGGAUAUUUAACUCCAUACCCAAAAGUAAGGUACCAUCAAUCUGAGUUUCGUGGUGCAAAUCCAAGAGGAAGUCAAGAAGUUUUUAAUAAAGCGCAUUCAUCAUUAAGAAGUUGCAUUGAGAGAGCUUUUGGUGUUCUUAAAGCUCGGUGGAAGAUAUUGCAAAUAAUGCCAAGAUAUUCAUUAAUGGAUCAAAACAAGAUUAUUUGUUCGUGUUUUGUUUUGCACAACUAUAUUCGAAUGAGCACAAUUGGUGACUCGGCUUUUCAAUUGGUUGAUGGGUGACCCUGAUUUUGUACCCGUAGAUGUGUUUGAAGAUGUUGAAAACCAAGUUGCAAAUAAUGAGAUGGGGAUAAGAAGUCAGGAAAUGAGAAAGAUCUGUAAUAAUAUUACUUCUAGUUUGAUGGCGAAAAGAUCUCAUUAUUAGUAAAAAGUCGAGAGCUUG